AUGAUGGAAAAUAUUUCUGACAAUGAGACUAGUAAAGAAAGUUUGGUUAAAAAUUCACCUAAAUUAGAAUCUGAAAGAAGAAAACAUGUAAAAGAGAAUUAUCAAAAACCAAUAAUUGAACCCUUACUAGAUGAGGAAGAAGAAAAAUAUAUAGCUGAUUUAAAUGGAAUGGAUAUUAUUGUUAAAUUGCCUUUACAUGCUCAACGAAUAUUUUCUAUGGGGAAUUUUGGAACUUUUGUUGGUCAAAGAAUGAAUUUUGCUAAUUGGAAAUGUUUUUCUUCUGAUGAACAAGAAUUGUGUGAAGCUGGGACAAGUAAAGAAAGUUUGGUUAAAAAUUCAAGUUUUGAUUCAAAACAAAAAGCAAAGGAGUGGAUUGGUAUAUUUUUUUAA
Messenger RNA from Meloidogyne enterolobii, 390 nucleotides. Lineage: Eukaryota; Metazoa; Nematoda; Chromadorea; Rhabditida; Meloidogynidae. The record is from the annotation of a GenBank genome assembly.